Molecule: messenger RNA, 1755 nt
Organism: Electrophorus electricus (electric eel)
Lineage: Eukaryota; Metazoa; Chordata; Actinopteri; Gymnotiformes; Gymnotidae
Gene: spryd7a
Product: SPRY domain containing 7a
Molecular function (GO): protein binding
Source: RefSeq, a predicted model, not a curated record
ACGUCAUUUCCGGAUAUUCAGGAUUGCGGAUGUGAGCAGAAGUGAGUGAUCCCAGUUAGAAUGACGGGCGAGUAGCGUGAUUUCAGGAUUACAUCGGUGAUCAGUACAACUUAUAUCGAGACCGUUACCUGUGGAGAUAUAUUAUGGCGGGUUUGUUUUCGUUUUGUUUCGACUGCAUUGGUCGCAGUAGCUCCAGCCACGUUACCCUAAAAGAAAUGCCCACGGUUCAACUAGACACGCAUCACAUGGGAACCGAUGUUGUCGUUGUGAAAAGGGGUAGAAGAAUAUGCGGUACAGGUGGCUGCAUCGCAAACGCUCCUCUCCAUCAAAAUAAGAGCUACUUUGAAUUCAAAAUUCAGUCUACCGGCGUCUGGGGAAUAGGAGUUGCUACGCAGAAAGCUAACCUUAACCAGGUCCCAAUGGGUCGGGACGCAAACAGUUUGGUGCUGAGGCAAGACGGAUCUGUGUACUGUAACGACGAGGAGAAGAACCGGCUACCAGCUAACAGCCUACCACAGGAAGGAGACAUCGUGGGAGUUACAUAUGACCACGUGGAGCUUAAUUUGUACCUGAAUGGGAAGAACAUGAACUGUCCAGCAUCAGGCAUUCGAGGGACAGUUUUCCCUGUAGUAUAUGUGGAUGACAGUGCGAUACUGGAUUGUCAGUUUGGUGAUUUCUACUACCCUCCUCCACAAGGCUACCAAAAGAUUCUCUUUGAGCAGCAGAUCUUCUGAACUUCAGCCCACCCCCCUGCUCACCACCUGUCCACUCACGUGUCACCUGUAUCCGGUCCAACGGUUACGUCCCAGCCGGAGGCGGCGCACGGAUUGAACUGAGCGUUGUAUGUUUUUAAUCAUGUGGCUGAUGCUUUGCUCUGCAGGUGUAGUGUUAUGUCUUCUCUGAUUUUGUUAGUUUUUUGGUUUGGCUAAUGCAGAAUUGGUCCAUGUUAGCAUACAGAAUACCCCACUCUUGCCCUAUAGUAUUUAUGAAAUUUUAUGAAGUCUUAUAUUAUUAGGUGCAUAUAUUCAAGGUCUUUUAAAAAAAGAUCUCUUCUAAAUUUUGAGCACUGUGCUUCACAUCCCAAAGAAUACACUACUUUUACAAAGACUCAUUUGACUAGUGUUCUUCUGUAAUCAUGAGUUCUUGAAAGGUGGAUGGAAAUCAGAGAUAUAAUCAGGUGGAAUGUUACACCUGACCAGACCAACAUUUUAGAACUGAGCAACAGUUAUAGUUGUUGCUUAAAGUUAAAGAUAAUCUGUAUUUCAGUAGAAUCAAACGGGGCAGCCAAAUCUGGAAUUGUCAUUCAAUUUAUUCAUGUUUAAACUUCUGAAAUGAAACUCAGUACUGUUUGUAUUUCCUCUCCUCACACCGUUGAGAUCAUCCAUGUUUAGAGUUGAUUUUCCCCUCAUAGCACUUCCAACACAUAGCAUUACAUGUGGUUUUACAAAGAUAUAUUUAUCCGUCUUUGUAAUAGUUCACUACGUUUUACUUAGACCUCUUACAAUGAUCGUCAGACUGACGCAAUAUUAAUAAUGAUUUUGGAGAUAUGUGCGUGCCAGAAAAUAAAGAUGAUAUAGUGCCUAUAGUGAGUAUUUUAUAUCCAAAGUGAAAUAAGUACAUUUGUUUAGUACACUGUUUCCGUUAAGAAACAAUGUGUGAAAUAUAAAAUGUCUGAUAAUCGCAAUAUUUUGUAUACACUAAUCAGUUACUUGUGUUUUUUUUUUCGUACAGUAAUAAAGAUGUUGCGCUUUGUUA